Malurus melanocephalus (red-backed fairy wren) is the source of this 2210-nucleotide messenger RNA. RefSeq names its product solute carrier family 25 member 17 (gene SLC25A17). Gene Ontology annotation, cellular component: peroxisomal membrane. Lineage: Eukaryota; Metazoa; Chordata; Aves; Passeriformes; Maluridae. The transcript is spliced from 9 exons. Bases 91 to 1014 code for a protein of 307 amino acids. Gene Ontology annotation, biological process: transmembrane transport. The record is from RefSeq and is a predicted model, not a curated record. Gene Ontology annotation, molecular function: coenzyme A transmembrane transporter activity; FMN transmembrane transporter activity; ADP transmembrane transporter activity.
CGCUCAGAGCUGGCCGGGGCCGCGGGGCCGCCGGGCCGGGUGGCGGAGCAGGCGCAGCCGCAGCCGCCGCGCUCCCCGAGAGCCGUCGCGAUGUCGUCCGUUGCCUCGUACGAGAGCCUGGUGCACGCCGUGUCCGGGGCCGUGGGCAGUAUGACUGCAAUGACUGUAUUUUUUCCUUUGGAUACAGCUAGGCUUAGACUUCAGGUUGAUGAGAAGCGGAAAUCAAAGACAACACCGGCAGUCCUUUUGGAAAUAAUCAAAGAAGAAGGCCUGUUGGCACCGUAUCGAGGAUGGUUCCCUGUUAUCUCCAGCCUUUGCUGCUCCAAUUUUGUUUAUUUUUAUACAUUUAAUAGUCUUAAAACCCUCUGGGUCAAAGGUCAGCAUUCAACCACUGGAAAAGACUUGGUUCUUGGGGUAGUUGCAGGGGUAGUGAAUGUACUCUUGACCACCCCUCUCUGGGUAGUGAACACACGCCUGAAGCUGCAAGGAGCAAAAUUCAGAAAUGAGGACAUUGUACCAACCAAUUACAGAGGCAUAAUAGAUGCCUUUCAUCAGAUAAUAAGAGAUGAAGGAGUAUUAGCUCUGUGGAAUGGUACUUUCCCUUCCUUGCUGCUGGUCUUCAAUCCUGCCAUACAAUUCAUGUUUUAUGAAGGCUUUAAACGAAAGCUUUUGAAAAAACAGCUGCAACUCACGUCUUUGGAUGCUUUUGUGAUUGGUGCAAUAGCCAAAGCAGUUGCCACCACUCUCACUUAUCCUCUGCAGACAGUACAGUCAAUUCUGCGGUUUGGACGCCACAGGUUGAACCCAGAGAACAGAACACUGGGCAGUCUUAGAAAUGUUCUUUACCUUCUUCAACAGAGAGUGAGGCGUUUUGGGUUAGUGGGACUCUACAAAGGCCUUGAAGCAAAGCUCCUGCAGACAGUCCUUACUGCUGCUCUUAUGUUUCUAGUGUAUGAGAAACUGACUGCUGCAACCUUCACAGUCAUGGGAUUAAAGCACUCACGCAGACAUUGAAAAGGGACCUAUGCCAAAGAUUAUGGGGUCUAGAAAACACAUUCCAUUUCUGAGACCUGGCUGGGUAACACAGGGUCCUCACUUUCUCUGCUCUUUUUAGCCAACUUUAUCUCCAGUAUUUGGAGAAAUCUGGAAUAUGCUCUAUAGGACCUGUUGCCACAAAUUCAGGGAUAGCCCAUUCCCUAUUGUUCUGUGGACUCACUAUGUUAAGGAACAAACCAGAGACCUUAUUUAAGCAUUUGACAUGAAAUUUGAACUAUUGUGUGAUUUGGUUGAUAUUCUUGGCAAGAAUAAUUAUCUCUUACUAUGCUCUCUUGUUUGCCCUCAAAUCAUCCUCAACUACUGUAUUUUUACCUUCUGUCAGCAGCUGAUGGGGCUAGUUUUAUGUUAUUUUCCUUGACUUGUAUUUGUCACUUCAUAUUUGGUUCAUUAAAAUAAUUCAUAAGGAAUAACAUUUUUGGUAUGGUUUUCCUUUACUUUCAAGUAUGUUUGUGGCACAGGAUGUGAUGUUGCCCAAAAUACCUGGUGGUGAGGUCUCUGAACUGCUGGAAUGGAUAUUACAAGUGAAUGGGUAUUCUGUCUUCUUGAAUCCAGCUAUUCUGAAUCUUGAAAAUUUUGAAUGCAGAUACUAGCUAGAAGGAGAAACAUAACCUCUUGCUUUUUGAAGCGAGUACCUCAAGCUGCCUCAAGAAAGUGGGCUUGAUACACAGAAAUACAUGAAGUUUUGUAACCCCAUUCUUGUGAGAAUAUGUGAAUUCAGACUAUGUUCUUGUGCAGACAGGGCACUGCCCUAAAUUUCAGAAGUCCUAUGCCCUCUCAAAAAUGUGCUUUGUCUACUUUUCCACUGAUAUUCCUACAACAUAAAGCCUAAAACUCAUAACUGUUGUCCCAGUUAAUGUGCAUAUUAAUGUUCUUUUUGGAUAAUUUUGGUCAGUAUUCCUAGACCAUAAAAUCCAAACUUAAUCCUGCUCUGUCCAUUGUUAAGAUGGCAGUAGGAUUGUUCUGAAGAGCAGUUUUCUCUUGGAAGUAUUGAAAAAUUUCAUGUCACUUUAACACUAAAAUGUCUGGGAGAAUACUUAAGUGCUGCAGGAAAUAUAUUACAAAAUUGCAAAAUGGCACCUGUCUUUGGAGUCUCAAUUGAGACAAUUUUAAGUAUGAAAUUGUAAAACAGUUCAGAUGAUGUCUUUUGAAUAAAA